Molecule: messenger RNA, 1836 nt
Organism: Brenthis ino (lesser marbled fritillary)
Lineage: Eukaryota; Metazoa; Arthropoda; Insecta; Lepidoptera; Nymphalidae
Source: the annotation of a GenBank genome assembly
AUGCAGUCUACAAGGAGUGAAGGACAUCCUGUCAACAUCAACAAGAGUCAACUGUCAAAAUCCUUUGAUGUUUUUGACAUUAAUAUGACAGCUGAUGAUAGAUUCACAAAUAUCAAUAUGCUACCUUGGAUACCUAUGUUGAUUUUUUGUCUGGACCUGACUCAAGUACUGGGUUUUCGGUGCGAUAGGAGGCCAUACGGCUCCACCACCCAAUCUUCAGCGCCUGACGGUCGCUUUAAGCUACUUAUAGAUGAACUAGAAGAUACCUAUAUGCCUGACCAACUCUAUAUAGUUAAAAUUAUAGCAACGGAUGAUUCAUCCAGAUUUAGCGGUUUCAUGAUAUCUGCGGAGGGCGACUUUAAACCAGAUCCCAAAAAUCAGAGGAAGCUGGUGUCUUUGUUCCCGGGAGAAGUGAGGCCUUUGAACCCCAUCACCGCUAAGUUCAGUGACCGAUGUUUGUACUCCGUUGAGAAUGCCAUCGCCUCUGCAAAAUCGUCUGUUGAGGUAUAUUGGCAAGCACCGCCGUCCGGUAACGGGUGCGUGACGCUGCGUGCGAUGGUGGCGGAGACCGAGAGCACGUGGUACGAGGACGGCGGGCCGCUGUCGCUGCGCCUGUGCGAGGACACGCGCGCGCCCGACGACGUCACGCCGCUGCUGAACUACCAGUGCAGUAUAUGCGAUGAAGCGAAAUAUGAGUUAACUUUUACUGGAAUUUGGUCUCGGAACACGCACCCCCGACUGUACCCUGAGAACGACUGGGUGCCGCGCUACAGCGACAUGGUGGGCGCCUCGCACGCCGCCGCCCACAUCCUGUGGGCGCCGGGCACGCUCGCCACGGACGGCUUCAGGCACUUUGCCGAACACGCUAAUGGAAGUAAACUGGAAGCAGAAAUUAGAGAAAAGAUCGGUGAUGGAGUUCGUACUCUAAUCAAAGGCAAAGGGCAUGGCUACCACAAAAUGUCCAACCCGACAUACGCGUUCUUUCGUAGUGAUAAAAUAAAUCAUCUAUUCACUGUUGCUGUGGCAUUACAUCCGUCUCCUGACUGGUUUCUGGGGGUGACCAGGUUUGAACUGUGCCGGGAAGACAACACGUGGUUGCCGGAGAGAGAACUGGAUUUAUAUCCCUGGGACGCCGGAACUGAUAGUGGAGUUUCCUAUGAAUCCCCAAAUAUGGAGACGUUUCCACAAGACGCCGUCAGUCGAGUGCAAAUGAGUUCGUAUGAUAAAAACUCGCCGUUUUACGAAACGGACAUGAAGGAUCUCCAUCCUUUCGGCAAACUGCACAUCAAACUGAUCCGGACUUACCACAGAGAGUGUGCGGAGGAGGAGGCCACUAGUGAACCAGAAGCAUCAACAGAACAAAGUACGACGGCAGAAGAUGAAGAGGGCGAAUCCUCUCAAGGAGAAUCUGAAGAAAGUUUAGGAGAACCUGAAGAGCCAUCCAGGUACCAAAACACAGAUCUAGCUUUCGGGAGAAGAGGUGAAGCGCCACUGGUGACGGACCCGGAGUCGUCGGAGGAUUGCCCGAUGUCGCAGUGGCAGGACUGGAGCCCCUGCGACGGCCUCUGCGAGGGCGGCCGGCUCUCGGGCUUCCGCUGGAGGCAGAGGUACCACCUGGUGGAUGGUGUUGCUGUGGAGAAAUAUGAUCCUGAGGUGGAUCCAUCAUCAAGGAAAGAAGUGCCAAGAUUUUGUAAAAACCACUUCGACGACUUUGAAAGGGAGGAAUGUGCAGAUGAUUGUUCAGAGAAGGAGGAAAAUGAAAUAACAGCUGAAAAGCAAAUGAUGCCGAUAGCUCCGGGUCACGGAUGGACCUCCAAGCGACACGCUUCUAAAGGA